This is a messenger RNA of Coregonus clupeaformis (lake whitefish), 2235 nucleotides long. RefSeq names its product glyoxylate/hydroxypyruvate reductase B. Bases 105 to 1154 code for a protein of 349 amino acids. The transcript is spliced from 6 exons. Gene Ontology annotation, cellular component: cytosol. The record is from RefSeq and is a predicted model, not a curated record. Gene Ontology annotation, molecular function: glyoxylate reductase (NADPH) activity; NAD binding; hydroxypyruvate reductase [NAD(P)H] activity. NCBI's taxonomy places the organism in Eukaryota, Metazoa, Chordata, Actinopteri, Salmoniformes, Salmonidae.
UUGGCAUGUUGUACAGAGCCCUGUGAAUAUUUCACAGACGAAGCCUCCUUUCAUCGGUGAAACGGUAGUGGAUUAAUCGCGCCUGGCUGUCAGACAGACAUGACAUGUUCCACUUGAUACACAGAUUGAAGACUCCACUGCUGUCAUAUGGAAGAACGCGCACAAUGUCCCAACUGAUCAACAUGGAGAAGCCCUGCAUACUGGCCACUACCUUCGGAUCACCUGGAGGCAUCUACAAACGCUUUGCACCUGUUGUCGAGAAACACUUCACCAUUAUCCCAUAUGAGACAUUCCCGCCAGACCAGAAGAAUUUGUCCGAACAGGUCAAAGUAGUAUUUGUAUGGGGUGGUGCCCUGAAGGUUGACAGAGGUCUGAUGCAGUCUCUGCCUAACCUCAAAGUGGUGGUUAACGGAGGGGUGGGAGUGGACCAUCUGGACAUACCCAUGAUCAACAGCUUUGGGGUGAAGGUGUGCAACACCCCUCAUGUUGUUGACAACGCCACUGCCGACAUCGGGAUGGGCCUGAUGCUGGCGUCUGCAAGGAAGAUCGUCGAAGGUCACCAUUACUCCCUAACCCAUAACAAUGAGGACUUGCCAGAGAGCUCCAUGGGUAUGGAUGUCAGCGGGGCCACCCUGGGCAUCAUCGGUAUGGGGAGGAUAGGAUACAAGGUGGCCAGGAGGGCACAGGGAUUUGAUAUGAAGAUUCUCUAUCAUAAUAGGAACCGCAGGAGAGAGGAAGAGAGAGCAGUGGGGGCGACGUACUGCCCCAACAUGGAGGAUCUGCUCCAGCAGUCAGACUUUGUGAUGGUGGUGGUGAACCUGUCACCUGCCACCCAGAAACUGAUCGGUGCCAAGGAGCUAGCCAUGAUGAAACCCACCAGCACUCUCAUCAACAUCAGUAGAGGCCGCGUUGUAGACCAAGAUGCGUUGGUGGAAGCCCUCCAGAAGAAAGUGAUCCGAGCUGCUGCACUGGAUGUGACUUAUCCUGAACCCCUACCAAUAGGCCACCCCCUUGCUGCUCUUCCAAACGUCAUUAUCCUGCCCCACAUGGGGACACACUCCGUUGAGACCACCCAGAUAAUGGUGGAGAAGAUGGUGACCAACGCCCUGGCAGCACUGGGAGGGAACCAGCCUCCUGAUGAGGUCAAGGUGUAGGUCAGAUAAGUUUCCCCUAGGUACAGAUCUAGGAUCAGCUUAUUUCCCCCAAUCCUAACCUGAAUCAUUAGUGGGCGAAAUGCAAAAUGUAAAACCAAAAAUCAGCGUCUAAUGGCAACUUCACCCUAUUCCUCAGGAAUCGCCCUGGACCCUCCAUGACAGUUUUAACUAGCUGCCAUGCCUUAGAGCAGGGGUGUCAAACAUACGGCCCCGGCCUGCGAGGGGGUCCAAUCCGGCCCAUGGGUGGUUUGAAUAGCCUCAAACAUUUUAGACAAGUUAUAAAUAGCUCUCUAAGGUAUGCAAUAACUAACGAGACAAGAGGAACUGAUGAUCCACUACCCAAUUUCGAAAUUGCACCUUGUGCAUUGUACUAUUACAACUUUCAAGAGUAAGUUUAAAGCCGGACUGAGUCCCUUAAAACAUUAAAUAUAAAGCCGGACCCCCGCACCCCCCCUUCCGACCCCUCAGUUUGGGAACCAUGGUCGUAAAAGUCUGAAUGCGGCCUUAGAGGGUCGUAACUUCCACAAUCACUGAUCUAGCAGAACAUGAAAGGAAGGAUGGUGUAAAUCUAUCCAGUGGUGAUGAAGGAAAUGAAGACAUUUAGUAUUGAGACACAGCCACCACAAAGCCGUAUUGAGACACAGCCACCACAAAGCCGUUAUUGAGACACAGCCACCACAAAGCCGUAUUGAGACACAGCCACCACAAUGCAGCAGUGUCACUGAUCACAGAAGUCUUCACCGUCCACAUUAAUAAGCACCUAAUCAUAGCACCAUCCUGGACAAUUCUGUAUAAGUUAUGACACUGUAGAUAAUAAAAUGUUGGAUAGAAAUUGAAUAUAUUGCUUCUCAAUGGUGAAUAUGCCUUCUCAGAGAGUACAUGGAAAUAUACUGUAAUUCCUAUCACUUCAUAAUAAUAAUAAUAAUAAUAUGCCAUUUAGCAGAUUCAUAUUGGGGAGUUGACCUGAAUGCAAUAACCAUUGACUGUUGAUUUAACUAAUUAUAACCACUGAUUUUAAAGUUUUGGAGCAUUAUGCAUACUGUAUUUCUAACUGCACAAUAAAUAACUUGACAGAUCUGUA